Molecule: messenger RNA, 2160 nt
Organism: Archocentrus centrarchus (flier cichlid)
Lineage: Eukaryota; Metazoa; Chordata; Actinopteri; Cichliformes; Cichlidae
Gene: acadm
Product: acyl-CoA dehydrogenase medium chain
Exons: 12
Coding region: 113-1381 (422 amino acids)
Biological process (GO): fatty acid beta-oxidation; medium-chain fatty acid catabolic process
Cellular component (GO): cytoplasm; mitochondrion
Molecular function (GO): medium-chain fatty acyl-CoA dehydrogenase activity; flavin adenine dinucleotide binding
Source: RefSeq, a predicted model, not a curated record
CGACAAAUGACACUUGACUAAUUUCGCUGCUUUGAUUGGUCGAGAGGGCUCCUAUUUAGAAGUAGGGUAAAGGUUGUUUGUGAUUGGUAUUGUGUCCUCUGGUGUGAUAAUAAUGCUGCUCAACAAGAUGCUCAGAGCUGGUGUGCGGUGUGGGAUCCGUCUGCAGAGCUCUGCUACAGCCAGUGUUAUAGCAUCUUCCAGCAGCCCUGCACCAUCCCUCGGCUUCUCGUUUGAGCUCAAUGAUCAGCAAAAGGAGUUCCAGCAGCUUGCGAGGAAGUUUGCACGAGAAGAAAUCAUUCCUGUUGCUCCCACUUAUGACAAGAGUGGAGAAUAUCCUUUCCCCAUCAUCAAGAAGGCAUGGGAGCUUGGUCUGAUUAACGGUCACAUUCCACAGGAAUAUGGUGGAAUGGGUUUGUCAAGCUUUGACACUUGCCUCAUCACAGAGGAGCUGGCUUAUGGCUGCACAGGGGUACAGACUGCCAUAGAGGCAAACUCUCUGGGACAAAUGCCUGUCAUUAUUGCUGGCAGUGAUGCACAGAAGAAGAAAUACCUGGGAAGGAUGACUGAGGAGCCCCUUAUGUGUGCUUACUGUGUCACAGAGCCCGGGGCAGGAUCUGAUGUGGCUGGUAUCAAAACACGAGCUGUGAAGAUGGGUGACGAGUAUGUUGUUAACGGGCAGAAGAUGUGGAUCACUAAUGGGGGGAAGGCUAACUGGUACUUCCUGCUUGCUCGCACUAACCCAGAUCCCAAAUGUCCAGCCAGCAAGGCUUUUACUGGAUUCAUUGUGGAUGCAGACAGUCCUGGAGUUCAAGUAGGAAGGAAGGAGAUGAACAUGGGCCAGAGGUGCUCUGACACAAGGGGCAUCACCUUUGAGGAUGUGAGGAUACCAAAGGAGAACGUCCUGAUUGCAGAAGGAGCUGGCUUCAAAAUUGCCAUGGGUGCAUUUGACAAUACAAGGCCACCAGUGGCGGCAGGAGCAACCGGCCUGGCACAGAGAGCACUUGCUGAAGCUACUAAUUACGCUAUGGAGAGGAAGACCUUUGGCAAAGUAAUUGCUGAGCACCAAGCUGUGUCCUUUCUCCUGGCAGAGAUGGCGAUGAAGGUGGAGCUGGCCAGGUUGGCGUAUCAGCGGGCUGCCUGGGAAGUAGAUCAGGGCCGCAAAAACACCUACUACGCCUCCAUUGCCAAGGCCUUCGCUGGGGACAUCGCCAAUCAGGUGGCCUCUGAUGCUGUUCAGAUAUUUGGAGGCAACGGAUUCAAUAGCGAGUACCCUGUAGAGAAGCUGAUGAGGGAUGCAAAGAUCUACCAGAUCUACGAGGGCACAGCUCAGAUCCAAAGACUCAUUAUUGCCCGAGAACACCUGGGAAGAUCCAAGAAGUGAAAUCAGUCAGCAGCCUGACUCAUCCGCUUUUAAAUGUAUCUUUUUCUAGACAUAAUGCACUUGUUUCUGUACAAUAGGUCUGGCCUCUUAAACUCAGGAUGGGGAUCAGAAUGUUGAAGCCUUAUUGCCACUUCAUCAUGCUGUGCUUUUCCAGACUAAUCCAUGUCAACAAGACCUGCCCAUCAGAAUUACAGCCUCCUUUGACCAGAAGUCACACUUCAGGAGGCCAUAGGUCACCUCAGUUCAGCAAGUCAGAGAAUGACACAGCUACUUCACGUUUAUAGAACACCUUUGACUGUUUCUGUUAAUUAUAAGAAAAAAUAGUUUAGCAUUACUAUGAUGGCAUUUUCCAGUUGCCUCUUAUGUUAAGUUUCUGCUGCUCAACCUGAACUGAUGUGACUUAAGUUGGAAAAAUGAAGCACUUAAAUAUUAAUUAUAAAUAUAAAUGAUUGCCUGUCUCUGUACUUGGACUGACCCUCAGCCUUGCAGUCCUUUUUUAAGUGUGAGUGAUGUUUGGUCACAUUUCCUCUUCUGUUUUGCAGCACAAACUUCUAAAAUGAUAAUUUGAAUCCUGCCUUAUUCUAAGCCCUUGAUAUCAGUUCUACUGCUUUCUGUUCUACAUUUCAAAUGAAUGUCCAGUGUAAACGCAUCAGGUUCACGCCUCACCUCUGCAGACAAGGCAAGUGUGGAUAAGAUGUAAAUAGACUGCAGUCCAGUGUAACAUAAUGGAGAACUCUUCUGUGUUUGCUCUCACUGAAUAAACUAUUUCAUCAAAUCUA